AUGCCCCCUCCACGGUCUCUUCGCCAACGUGUUGUCACCAACGAAAACGAUGAAAAUGCGGCUACGAUACGUCUCACACGGGCAAAAGCUGCCGCUCUUGCCGUGCCAGAAGCCCAAGCCACAGCCGAAGCGACCAAGAAACCAUUACAAUCGAAGAAAUCUGCUACCAAUGUCGCCAAUGCUGCCACUCAACGAAGACGCCCCGCCCUUGGAGAUGUCAGCAACAUGACGAAGAAUGAUAAUGUAGAUGCCAAAGAGGGAAAGAAGCCGGCAGCUUCACGCGUUGGUCUAACUUCAAAGGCUUCUACCCACAGCGCAGGAGUUCAGAAGCUUAGUCGAGCAAAUACGUCACGGCCAGCUCUUAGUACCAAAGAUACUAACAAACAACGAGAAACAACCGAAUUGAAACGUCUAGGUAGCGGUUCUGGUGUCUUGGGGGGAGCAAAAACAAAACGCCCAACGGGCCAUAGAACUGUUCGAACAGAUAGUGCCAGCACGGUUGAGGAACCACCUCGAAAGAAGGUUGAACUUGAUAAGCAGCCUGAACUUGAAAAGACUACCGUCGAGAAAAAGGCCGUAUUGAAGGAGAUCGAGGAGAUCAAAGAUGAUGCUGCGGAGGAAGAAGAGGUAUUGGAUCUCGAUACUGAGGAUCUCUACGAUCCUCUAAUGGCCGCCGAAUACGUUGUUGAAAUCUUCGACUAUCUAAAAGAGAUUGAGCCUCGAACUAUGCCCAACCCGGACUAUAUCGACCAUCAAGAAGAACUCGAGUGGAAAAUGCGUGGUAUCCUAGUUGACUGGCUUAUUGAAGUCCACACCCGUUUUCGUCUCCUCCCUGAAACCCUCUUCUUGGCAGUUAACAUCAUCGAUCGCUUUUUGUCCGCUGAGGUUGUCGCUCUCGAUAGGCUGCAACUGGUUGGAGUCACAGCCAUGUUCAUCGCGGCCAAGUACGAAGAAGUCCUGUCCCCUCACGUUGCAAACUUCAGCCAUGUCGCCGAUGAGACCUUCUCGGACAAAGAGAUUCUCGACGCGGAACGACACGUCCUUGCUACACUUAACUAUGAUAUCAGCUAUCCAAAUCCCAUGAACUUCUUGCGCAGAAUAUCCAAGGCAGACAACUAUGACAUCCAGACACGAACUCUCGGAAAGUACUUGACCGAAGUCAGCUUGCUUGAUCAUAGGUUUAUGGCUUACCGACAAAGCCAUGUUGCCGCUGCCGCCAUGUACCUCGCCCGUUUGAUACUCGAUUCUGGUCGUUGGGACGCGACCCUUGCACAUUAUGCCGGUUAUACCCAAGAGGAAAUUCUCCCUGUUUUCCGAUUACUGAUUGACUAUCUCCACCGUCCUGUCGCCCACGAGGCAUUCUUCAAAAAAUACGCCAGCAAAAAAUUUAUGAAAGCUUCAAUUGUCACCCGCCAAUGGGCCAAGAAGUACCAUUCUCUCUACCUCGAUACUGAUAGUGCUUACUCGACAGAAAGCAAUAACUGCGCCAAAAGUGACAGCAAAACCAAGAGUGGUUAA
This is a messenger RNA of Paracoccidioides lutzii Pb01, 1518 nucleotides long. RefSeq names its product G2/mitotic-specific cyclin-B. Bases 1 to 1518 code for a protein of 505 amino acids. Gene Ontology annotation, molecular function: cyclin-dependent protein serine/threonine kinase regulator activity. Gene Ontology annotation, biological process: G2/M transition of mitotic cell cycle; regulation of cyclin-dependent protein serine/threonine kinase activity. Gene Ontology annotation, cellular component: cytoplasm; nucleus; cyclin-dependent protein kinase holoenzyme complex. The transcript has 4 exons. The record is from RefSeq and is a predicted model, not a curated record.